Molecule: messenger RNA, 2202 nt
Organism: Motacilla alba alba
Lineage: Eukaryota; Metazoa; Chordata; Aves; Passeriformes; Motacillidae
Gene: MRPS17
Product: mitochondrial ribosomal protein S17
Exons: 3
Coding region: 651-1064 (137 amino acids)
Biological process (GO): mitochondrial translation
Cellular component (GO): mitochondrial small ribosomal subunit; ribosome
Molecular function (GO): structural constituent of ribosome
Source: RefSeq, a predicted model, not a curated record
GGCCGUUCGGGGCCGCGGCUCGCCCGUGCGGGUUCCCCCUGUGCCGCGGCAGCGCUCUGCGUGCUGCGCGACCCGCCCGGCUGAGCCCCGCUGCCUGCGCGGCCCUGCUGGCACGGAGGCGCCGCGGCAGGGCCUGGCACCGAGCGCUGUGGGGAGCCGCGGUGGGAGGGGGGGCUGAGGGCUCCCUCCAUUCAGCUCUUCUCUCCCUGCCUGCCGGUGCUCGGGGAGUGUUGCCCGUGCUGCACACGCCUGGCUGCGUGGGGUGUUUAGCCGUGGGGUGCAGGAGGGCCCCCCACGCUGAUUCCUUCCAGCGCUGAGCGCCCAGAGCUGAGUCGGGCGUGGGAAAAGCAGCCCCCGAGUGUUUGCUGGAGCGUUUCAUCCUGUGGCUGAGUCCCUGCAUCCCCAAACUCUGCUUUUGAUGUGUUGGGACAUCAAAGCGAGUGUCUUACAAAUGGUGGGGCGCGGAGAGUUCACAGGUGUUGGUUGUGCUUAACAGCGUAUCUGAGUGGGAGAGAAAAUGGCCAUUAAUCUCCAUUAGUUUUAUAUUGAUUCAAGCCUUCUGUUGGCUUUUCCCCUGACUCUUGCAAGAAUGGUACAGAAAGCUCUCCCUAAUUAAACCAAAGAAGGCACUGCAUGACCAUAACUGAACAAUGUCUGUCCCACGUGGAGCUGUCCAUGCAAAAUGGAUAGUGGGGAAAGUGAUUGGGACCAAAAUGCAGAAAACUGCCAAAGUGAGAGUGACGAGGCUCGUGCUGGAUCCCUACUUGCUAAAGUUCUUUAACAAAAGAAAAACCUAUUUUGCCCAUGACCCACUGCAGCAGUGUGUUGUUGGAGACAUUGUUCUUCUGAAAGCUCUGCCCGAGAGAAGGAGCAAACACGUGAAACACGAACUGGCUGAAAUUGUGUUCAAGGUUGGCAAUGUCAUAGAUCCCAUCACAGGAAAGCCCUGUGCAGGAACCAGAUUCCUGGAAAACCUGUCAGAUUCAGAAAACCUCACCGAGGCAGAUACCACCUAUCUAAGUGAGAAACUUCAGGAACUUAAAGUUUGUUCAACAGACAAAUAGCGGGGGAGAUAUUUUAAGCAGAGGGCUUCCAGCUUUUGUGUCUCUCUGUCAGGGAUGUUUGAGGCCCUGCUGUGAUACGUUAAAUGUUUCAGUGAAAUUUGUAGUCAAAAUAAAUAGUAAAUGUAGUUGCUUAUGCAAAGAGAUGUUGCAGAUUGAUGGGCACCUGGAGCUUUGAAGGAAAAUACAGAGAAAAAAUGCAAGUUUAGUGUUCACACUUCAUUUUGUUGCCUGUAGUUUUGCCCCAGUGACAGUUCCCAAAGGCAGCUGCCCUCCUGGGAUGACCUCUCUGUGUUAAGACAAGACUACAGCUGUGUGAUGUUUCAUUUUGGUGGGAGGGUCAGUAUAUUAUUUGAUUGUUCUGUAUUUCAGGCGGUCUUUUGUGGUUGGUAGGGUUACUGGAGAUGAUGCUAUUAAAGCUUUUGAAAGGAAGUGUAGAAUUUUAAAACCAGCUGCAUGCUUGUGUCCUUAUUUCCUCUUACAGUGCCUUCUGACUUCCGAACUCUAACAAAAACAGCCCUUUGCCUUUAUAGUGGCAGAGAGGUGAGAAUCAAAGCUUUGGGCAGCUCGGUGUGGCUGGCUCUGUCCCCUGUCCAAAGGCAGGAUUUCACUCUGGGAGAGCUGGAUCUCUGAGCUGCCAGCAGGACAGGGGAGCUGACGGGGAUACAAAGCCUAGAAGUGAUUAGCUUUUCUGCUGAGACUAAAUCUAAUUAAAAUAAGACAUUUUGGGGAGCUAGAGGGGCUGGUUUGCUGCAUGCUUUACUGUGGAGCUAAAGGGCAGAGCAGUUAGUGAUGAGAGAUGGCUUUAUCUGGUGCAGCUCUGGGGAUCUCAUGUCCUCUCCCCCAGGGCAUGCAGCAAGCUGAGAGCCUGCAGCUGUUGCAGCAGCCUCGUGUUCUGACUUGGGAUCUAAAAGGGCAUCUGCCUCAAAAUGUGUAGGUGUGGGAGGGGAGAGUGGGAUAUGAGAGCUGUGAGAAAUCCUUUCCAAAGUGUCUCUUGGUCUGUAGGAUCAGAAGCAAAACAAGAUGUAUCAGACCUAAAAUCUUAUCCUCUAACCUAAAAUAUCUUAACUUCAAGCAACUGAGUAGCUUCCAGUUGUGUUUUCUGCUGUUGUCACAUUAUUAAAGAUCAUUUUCCCUUUAA